This is a messenger RNA of Fraxinus pennsylvanica, 1506 nucleotides long. Lineage: Eukaryota; Viridiplantae; Streptophyta; Magnoliopsida; Lamiales; Oleaceae. The record is from the annotation of a GenBank genome assembly.
AUGCCAUCACUAAAAAUGAAAACCAAGUCAGCCACAGGGUUUUUGAGAGAAAGAAAUGGCCUCCGCGUAUGCCGAAAGUCAAGCAUGAUAACCAAGAGUCCUCUAUCACAAGCCAGAAUUUCUCAGAAUUCAGAAAAAGUUGAGACUCUGGUUGAUGAUGGUCAGGAUGUUUCUUCGUGCGACAAAGUAUAUUCUCAAGAUAUUAGAGGGGAUGAAGCCAACCAUAAUGAGGUGAACUGUGGAGACAGUCAUUUUCCGAAGCAAGAAUCAACUACUGGUGAUUUUGCAACUAAUGGAUGCAUGGAAUCCACACCAUCCACUUGCUCCUCAAGCUUAGAGACUAUUUUCUCUCCUAUAUUGGAGGCCAUGAAUUUCCCUUGUGAUAAAGGAAGUGACAAUCUCUGUGUGCCACUCUUGGAUGUGGAAAACAGUGAUGAUAGCAGCAGCAGGUCUUCUGAGCAUCAAGAAUGCAAUGUGUCGGAUUUCUACAUCUCUGACAUGAUUUUUUCUGGAUCGCCCAUUGAAAGAAACUUGGCCUUUCAUAAUAAUGUAGAUUCUCUGUUCUUACCUGAUUACAAGUGUGAAGAGUCAAAUAUAUUUUAUGAUUUUGCUGAGGACUACAUGGUAUUGCCUCUUCUCGAGGAUACUUUGGAAACUAGAUAUGACCAUGAUGGCAAAGCAUCAGGACAAAUCAUCAGCGAUGCCAAUGAUUCGAGCUUAUAUUCGGCAAUUCAUCAACUGAAAUCCUCCACCCAAGAUACUGACAUUAAUAUCUAUCCCAACUCCGACCAAGCAGAUUGGUUCGAUCCACAGAUUUAUAUCAGAAAUCUCCCUGAGCUGGAUGCAACAUCAACAUUGCCGCAUGCCAAUAUUCUAAAAGAAAAGCAAAAAAUUAAACAGAUAACGUUAGUUCUCGACUUGGAUGAAACACUUGUGCAUUCUACACUCGAAUUCUGUAGUAAUUCAGACUUCACAUUUCCCGUUUUCUUUAACAUGAAAGAGCAUAUUGUGUAUGUGAAACAAAGACCUCACCUCCGGAUGUUUUUGGAAAGAGUUGCUGAGAUGUUUGAGACGGUAGUGUUCACUGCUAGUCAAAGCAUCUAUGCAAAACAACUGUUAGACAUUCUGGAUCCAGACGGAAAGCUUAUUUCAAGACGAGCAUAUCGUGAAUCAUGCAUAUUUGCAGAAGGAAAUUACAUGAAAGACUUGACAGUUUUAGGUGUUGAUCUUGCAAAAGUUGCCAUUAUUGAUAAUUCUCCACAGGUUUUCAGGUUGCAGGUGAAUAAUGGUAUUCCUAUUAAGAGUUGGUUCGACGACCCAGCAGACACUGCACUUAUUUCACUACUUCCAUUCUUGGAGACUUUGGUUGAUGCUAAUGAUGUUCGGCCCAUAAUUGCUAGGAAAUUCGGUUAUAUGAAGAUACAUAGUGUUUUGGCUGCCAACAGGAACGGUAUUUGGUACGUAGUGUUAAAUUUCUUGUUCAUUGUUCUAAUAUUAGUGAGAUAG